AUGUUUAUAUGUAUUCAGACUAGUCUAAUUAAUGUAAUUAGCUAAGGAGACUCUCUUUUUUGUCUUUAAAAAAUCUAAAAAAAGGUAGAGUAAUAUAUUUGCCAAAAAUUGAAAUACUUUUUUAAAAAUUGA
Molecule: messenger RNA, 132 nt
Organism: Paramecium primaurelia
Lineage: Eukaryota; Ciliophora; Oligohymenophorea; Peniculida; Parameciidae
Source: the annotation of a GenBank genome assembly